Molecule: messenger RNA, 469 nt
Organism: Manihot esculenta (cassava)
Lineage: Eukaryota; Viridiplantae; Streptophyta; Magnoliopsida; Malpighiales; Euphorbiaceae
Exons: 3
Coding region: 137-400 (87 amino acids)
Source: RefSeq, a predicted model, not a curated record
ACCCAUUAUGUCCAAAUCAUUUAGUUGCCCAGAAACAUUCUUCCUAUAAUCGCAAUACCUUCCCAAAUUAGAGCCACAUAAGCUAUUUGUAUCAUUUCUUUCACAUAGCCAUCAGCCUUACCAAAAUUUCUUUCAAAUGGGGCGUUGGAUGAGGCCAGAGGUCUACCCACUAUUGGGUGCAAUGGCAUUUGUAACUAGCUUGUGUACCUUCCAGCUUACAAGAAACGUGUUCCUGAACCCAGAAGUCAGGAUCAACAAAUCUCACCGUCUUGCAGGAGUGCUGGAUAAUGAAGAGGAAGGAGAGAAAUAUGCUCAGCAUGGUCUCCGGAAGUUCCUUCGGACUCGCCGGCCUGAGAUUAUGCCUGCCAUCAACCGUUUCUUCACCGACGAAGAUAAAUAAUUUUAUGGCUUCAAAAUAUAAUCCACAGUUGUAACACAUGGUUGUCAAUAAAUUCAUUUUCUUAUUUUA